This is a messenger RNA of Monosiga brevicollis MX1, 2325 nucleotides long. RefSeq lists its product as uncharacterized. Gene Ontology annotation, molecular function: protein binding; transcription cis-regulatory region binding. The transcript is spliced from 3 exons. Gene Ontology annotation, biological process: positive regulation of transcription by RNA polymerase II. The coding region runs from base 1 to 2325 and encodes 774 amino acids. The record is from RefSeq and is a predicted model, not a curated record. Lineage: Eukaryota; Choanoflagellata; Craspedida; Salpingoecidae. Gene Ontology annotation, cellular component: nucleus.
AUGGGGUUGCAGGAGCGCUUGGCAGCGCAGCGAGACCUGCUCGCUGCUCGUCAAACUGGUCAAGCAUACAAACAAAAGGCAUCUGCUUCAUCGACUCCCUUGUUGAGUGCACCGCAAUUAUGCAUCUCAACUGCUCGAACCCGCCUUUCCUCAUCUCUGCGAGGCCUGAGCCGGUUCGGCCCUGAGGAGCUCUACGGCAUGGCGGCCGAGGGAGAGGUAGCGAGCCUGUGCGUUUUUGCUUCGAAUUACACAAUGCCAGAGUUUUUGGCGCGAAUUUUGAUUCGUUUGAUCAUGGUGGCAUUGCACCACAAUCAAACCCACACGGUGCUUGUGCUACUCGGUUACUUGGAUGUGAUCGAGGAUGACACGCUACUGCAGUUGGCGCUCUUCCGAGCCAACACCACAGCCGCCAUGCAUAUCCGCCGCCGCAUGCGGAACCAAGCCUUACCUGACCCAUGCAAAGAUCACCCAGUGGCUCAGAACAUCUGGCAAAUGUUGGGCCUUAUUGAGGCCCUACACUCGGGUCGCAUCAGCUCCUCCCUCUGGAUUCUAGCCCGGCUGGUGGCCAACCAUCAGCUUGCAGCCUCGCGCGUCAUGUGUCUUCGAUUUGAUAUUCUUCCAGAUCAUCUUCUAUCUUUGCAGCAAACGGGUGCCUAUUCGACGUUACAGCGUUGCCUCUUCAGUCUCGGCGAACCCAGCGGGUCGAUCGCUAAGCAGCUUGACCUCUCCACUGCUUGUGGAGCAGCCCUGAUGCUUCAUCUGCGAGUAUCGGGGGCUUCGUCUUUUGUGCAAGUGCAAAAGCGCUUGGAUGUCAGAGAAACACUGGCAAGGUGGCGUCGAUACCGCUCCAAGCACAUGGGCCACCAAAAGUCAUCAUCAGAGCAAAUCGAUCGGCCACCUCGCCCUUUGGAGCGGGGGGUUCACACGGGACUUUUGGCCGAGCACCUGGCACAACUGCACACACCAGAUCCAUUGACAUUUCAACCGGCUUUGCCGCGUGAGUGGGCUCGUAUCGAGGUGAAACGGCGUAGUUCUUCAGCACCUGAGCCUCACGCAUCGCAGCCGAUCAAACCACCUCACCAUGGGGUUGAUCCAAGGCAGCAGCCACAAAGCUUGCAGCGCAAAGCGCCAGAUAUGGCUGGCAUUGCUGCUCGUCGCACAUCAGCAGCUUCCCUCAAACUGCCGGAGACUUCACCACCUCGCACUGACAGUGCCAUGCCGCCACUCGUAACACCGGAGAAGCCUGAUCUGGUGAAGCAUCCUGCCGCGGUUGAUCCUCUGACGAGCUCGCCCCCACCUUCUAUCGUGGAGACCGCAGCUAGUGCAGCGCCGAUCGCAGGACCUGCCCAGGUGCACAAGGCCCCUUUGACCUUUCAAGAACCAGGCACCACCCAAGAACAAGCUCCUCAUCGGGCCACGCAUGUGGUUUCUCAUGAGGCCGCAGCAGCCACGGAUGCGGUUACUCACGACGCCGCAGCAGAAUCAGAGGAUGAGGAUUCAGACUCCGAGGAUGAGUCUGCUCCCAUCUUACCACCUCUGGCCUCCAGCGUAUUGCGAGAUGAACCGAUUGAUCCUGACACAUGGUUUGGCAUCGUGGAUCGCGGAGACACUCCAGCAUUGGAGAGGCUGUGUGCGGUCCAGCCCAGGGGCUUGCGGUUGGUCGACAAAACCCAGCAAACGCUAUUGCAUUUGGCUGUGCUGGCCCAUCAACCCGAGAUGGUCAAGCGACUCCUCGAACUUGGCUUGGAGGUGAAUGCCUUGGGUGGCAGCUUGCGGGAGACACCCUUGCACAUUGCAUGUCGCCAAGAACAGAUACAGUCUGCCCGCCUGCUGUUAGAUGCUGGUGCAGACUCGACCUUGACCGACAUCAACUUUGAAUCGGCCCGCGACAUUUGCUCUGGGUCGUUUCGUCGCCAACUGUUUGCUGCCACUUCACAACAGGGCUCGGACAGUCAAGCCACGGAUAAGCAGCGGCGCAUCGCCGAGGCAUUGGAGGCGGCACGGGCUCGCGCCUCAGCUGGGAACCAGAAAGCGUCUGCCAAGCGCGUUGCUGAUAGUUCUGGCACGAUGGGCGCAUCCGCGGUGGCAUGGCCCCUUUGCACGGUGGACGAAGCCGGGGCUGAGACAGAAGACGUUGACGGAUUUGCCAUCACCGCCCUUCCUCUGGCCAAGCGGCAAUCGCCAGGACAUCGGCCCUCGAAUGAGGGCAUUUUUUCCGUCACAUAUGGCGGGGAGCAGAUUGUUUUGGCGGCAAGUAAUCAGGACUUCUUGCCCGAGGUCUUAGUGCAGCAUGAACCGGAGGCAGAAGCACGACGCAAGGCAUAG